CCCCCAAGAACCCCAACGGAUGUUAGUAACUAGCUGCUAAAUUUGAAAUUUGAAAUUUCAAAACGAUACUCUCUCUCUCUCUCUGCCCUUCUACAUUCGCUACUAGUUUCUGCCACUCCAACCGCAGAAUAUCAAUGGCAGAUUUUCAUACCCUGGAUCCAGAAACUGAAUUUCUUGCCUCAAAUCAGCAGACGGGAAACGAGUGGGAACUUUUCAAAGAGAAUGUCAGGCCUUUGAAGAGAGGCCGAAACAUUCGCCUGUUAAAUGAGGCUCUCAAAUCCCAGACGGAUAAUCAACUUAGGAAAUCCCUCGUUGAGAAUCGAAGGAAGUUGAUUGAGGCGAUUGAUAAAUACGAAGGAGAGGAUCCUCUCCAACCGUGGCUUGAGUGCAUCAAAUGGGUCCAGGAAUCCUUCCCCUCUGGUGGGGAUUGCUCGGGGCUGGUUGUGAUUUAUGAACAAUGUGUGCGUACGUUUUGGCACACCGAUCGCUACAAGGACGAUCUCCGCUACCUCAGAGUUUGGUUAGAAUAUGCAGAAAAUUGUGCUGAUGCUGAGAUUAUAUACAAUUUUCUUCAUGCAAACAAAAUUGGUCAGACACAUGCUGUGUAUUACAUUUCAUAUGCUACGCACAUGGAAUCCAAGAACAAGUUGAAAAGUGCAAACGACAUUUUCAGUCUAGGAAUAGCUAGGAAGGUACAACCUAUGGAAAAACUAGAAGGUGCUUACAAGAAGUUUCUUUCAUGCUCAAUGAGAAAACCACGAACUGCUGACGAGGACCCAACAGAAAAUUACUUGCCAGUUAGGAGCUUUGGCACAGUCUUGGCUAGGGGUGAAGCUAGAAAACAUACAGCAGAAAGUUCUGAUCUUGCUAGAAAGAAGUUGAAACUAGAUAGGGCUCAUAGUGCUCCACUUUCCAUCUAUAAAGAUAAAAAUGAUGGUCCAGCACAGAGUAAUCAGCCAGAAUUACCAAAGACUGACAUUAGAUCUUGGUAUACUCUUGGAACUCGGGCAGAGAGGAACAAAGAAAAUACUGCAAUCCCUAGAAAAUGGUCAUCAAAUAAGAUUCCACAGAGGCCGGUGUAUAGAACUGGAGCAGCAAAUGCCAGUGCUUGUAUUGAGGUAUUUGUCGAUGAGGAAUGUGCAGAAGUGCAGAAGAAGGCUAAUGAAUGUGGAAAGUCUUCAAUGUUGCAUCUUAGGCAAGGGGAUAGUCAAAACCUUAUGAAGGAAACAGAACUGUUGAAAGAAAAUCCAUUACGCAAUUUUCCUCCAAACAGUCUUCCUCGCUGAGCAGAGCAGUCCUGCAUGUGUGUUGUUGUGUGUGGCUUCAUAAAUUGAUUAGCUUUGAUCUCCAAAGCUUAAUCAAUUAAAUUCUUUGUCUGUUGCUGAUGCAAGCAUAUCCAUUCCAGUGUAUUUGAUUCCCCCAAAACACCCAUAUUCUGUUUAUUUUAUAGUUUGUCUAAAUAAGUUGGUCAGUAGUAAAGUGACAUUGUCUUGUUCUUAUGGAAAAAGAUAUGGACUGUUAAAAGGUAGAGAGGAUCAAAAUAGUUGGCCCGACCAUCUGGGAUCUUGGGAGUGGCGCACUGGAUCUGUGCCUAAUUUUUGACAUUUCUUUGGCUAAUGUAAAAUAGGUAAAAUGGUUUUCAAGAGCACAAGCAGGUAAGUUUCUUUA
Messenger RNA from Nelumbo nucifera (sacred lotus), 1668 nucleotides. RefSeq names its product BUB1-related (BUB1: budding uninhibited by benzymidazol 1) (gene BUBR1). NCBI's taxonomy places the organism in Eukaryota, Viridiplantae, Streptophyta, Magnoliopsida, Proteales, Nelumbonaceae. The record is from RefSeq and is a predicted model, not a curated record. Gene Ontology annotation, molecular function: protein kinase activity. Gene Ontology annotation, biological process: mitotic spindle assembly checkpoint signaling; meiotic sister chromatid cohesion, centromeric.